GUACGCGCGUGCGUGUGUCUAUAUAUAUAUAUAUAAUUAAAUAGAGGUACCAUGUAGCUAAUGUUGUUCACAUUAAAAGAGAUCAUCGAAGUAGGAAUAAAAGAUUCAACUCGCACAUACAUGAUCAAUCCACUUCUUUAUCUUUGUCUCCGUAGGCGCGGAUCGGAGAUUCCCUAUGUAGAUAACUCAUCACAAUUGCAGUAUCCGAAAUCUCUGAUUAAUUAACAAAAAUCCCUCUGGAAACAAUUCAAUAAUAUACCUUGUUAAAUUUAUUAAGAAGAUUCUUCUUGCCAAAAAGAUAAACCAGCGAAAACAUAAAAAGCUCCAAAGCACCUGGCCAUGUUUACAUUCUUAUUCCUAUUUUCAUAUACACAUUUAUUUACUUUACGGAUCCAAAAUAAGGCAAGCAAAAUCUAGACACCUUCAUCAAAAUCAAAAGGUCUACCUAUAUAUAUAUAUAUCUUCACCUGUAAAGUAGAAGGUACCAGCAAAUCCUUUUUUUUUUUUUGCUUAAUUAAUUGUUGUUAGUAUAGCAGAAAUGGCGCAGAAUAAUGGUGCCUGGUGUAUUAGCCUCCUCCUGAUCAUGUUCCUCUGUCAAGCAGCCUUCCAUGCCGAGACGGCGGCGGCGGCCACUUACAAGAUCGAGUGGUCAUUCGGCGUCACCGAUUGGCCCAAGGGCAAGCACUUCAAGGCCGGCGACGUGAUAGUUUUCCAUUAUCCGGAAGGUGAACACGAGGUAGCGGUGGUGGAUGCUAACGGGUACAAGACCUGCACGGUGCCGGCGGGGGCAAAAGUGUACACCUCCGGCAACGACAGGGUCACCCUCCGGCGGGGGAAUAACUACUUCAUCUGCGAUAUCCCUCAGCACUGUGAUCAAACUGGAAUGAAGAUCGCUGUUACUGCGGCUUGAGUUUUAUUGUGGUUUCAUUUUGUAAAACCCUAGCUUGUAAAAUCUCUAGACCGUCAGUGUAGUUACUCAUCCAAACUCCAAGCGAUUUGAUUGAGGAAAAUUAAAUCUGAUAGAUAAUGAAUUUUUGGACGGGAUUUUCCUGAAUUCGCAAAUUAAAAUAAAGAAAAUGUUGGAUGAUUUCGAGUGUGGUGUUUUUAGAUAUUCAUCCCAAAACCAUCCAAAUAUACAUAUCGGUUAUUAUCUCAUCCCCACCGGUACUCCUACUAAUAAUUUCCCAACACCAAUUUAAGCUUGAGCAAUCGAUGUUGAUGACGUUUCACUAUGGGGGGAAUGAUAACUUGCAACCCUGUUUACAAAAAGCACUUUAAACUAAGAUUUUCGAUGUAUCUUGUUCAAUCUAUAUAACUAAAUAUUAAGUUACCAAUAAAGAAAUUCAGCAAUCCAAAGCCUCAAGAAAAUAUUAAGUUAUGUAACUCUCAAAUCUCUCAAGAGAAACCGACUCUCAUAUAGUUAUUGAUAUUGGUAUGAUUAGGAUGUUUGUGUUUGGCAUAAGAAUACAGGAGAAUGGAGUUCAUCACUAGUUUAAAUAACGCGGCGCAGUAAUAAAAAGAAGAUAUAUGAGUAAUUUGAUAUUAUGGUUUGUGGUAAAUUCCAACUAAAUCUCAUUUGGAUUUGGUGUUGAUUUCCAGUAGACCACUAUUGGGUUUAUUUUUCUCAUGUGAAUAUUGGGAUACAUUAUCACGAAACUUUCGAGUAGUAUCAUCUUUGUAAUAGUAAGGAAAUCCCAAAUUGCGCUAUAAACAAUGGGUUGUUUGGAUGAGGAAUUGUAACAGAUCAAUUUGACACAAUUGUCUCGUUUUGAGACAAUUAUAUCAAAUUGCCUCGUUUGCUAACAAAAAAUUUGGAUGGAUCAAUCUGUCUGAGGUAUUUUGAAUUGAUCCGUUUUGAGUCAAUUUCAAUUACCUGGACUGGGGGCAGGUAAUUCGAAUUGACUCGUUUUAAUUGUCUCGUUUAUAAAACGAGACAAUUGAUCAAAUUAACUCAUUUUUAUAUUGAUCCAUCCAAACAAAUCCUAAUUUAAAAGCGACGUUCGGUGGUGGGGAAAUGUUCGGGAGUCAUAUGAGAAAUUCUUUAUUAAGUAGUUUUGGAAGGAGUGAGAGUGAGAAAUGUAAAAGCCAGCUGUGAAGAGGGAUAAAGUUCACACAUGGUAUUGUCAACAUCUUUUCCCAAAUUUGUUGUAAUGAUAAUUAAAUGCAUUUACUUGUGUCGUUGUGUGUCUAUCCUUCUUAUUCGAUUUCUUGUUGAUUUUCUUGAGGAUCAAGCAUCUAUUUCUAAUCUCCAACUCCAAAUAUAUAGAUUUGUUCGUGAUUGAUGUGGACAAUAGUUUAAAAGACCUUGCUCCUUUCAACUGUUGGUUGAUUUUUUUGUCUUAUUUCCUUUUUUUUUUACUUUUUAAUAAAAUUUUCUCAAUUAU
Molecule: messenger RNA, 2384 nt
Organism: Linum trigynum
Lineage: Eukaryota; Viridiplantae; Streptophyta; Magnoliopsida; Malpighiales; Linaceae
Source: the annotation of a GenBank genome assembly